This is a messenger RNA of Puntigrus tetrazona (Sumatra barb), 2070 nucleotides long. RefSeq names its product cytochrome P450 1A1. The coding region runs from base 131 to 1663 and encodes 510 amino acids. Gene Ontology annotation, molecular function: heme binding; iron ion binding; oxidoreductase activity, acting on paired donors, with incorporation or reduction of molecular oxygen, reduced flavin or flavoprotein as one donor, and incorporation of one atom of oxygen. The record is from RefSeq and is a predicted model, not a curated record. Gene Ontology annotation, biological process: progesterone metabolic process; hormone biosynthetic process. The transcript has 7 exons. NCBI's taxonomy places the organism in Eukaryota, Metazoa, Chordata, Actinopteri, Cypriniformes, Cyprinidae.
CUUAGAUUCUGUGGGCUGUGCAGUCACUGAGGCGCGCAGCCAUUUUCGGCCGCUGAAACUUUCUGUGGUAUUUUAUUGCGAACACUGAAUCUGUCUAAGAGUGGCGCCUAAGUCAUUUGCAGCGUCUGCUAUGUAUGUUGAGGAGAUCUCCCACACCACUGGAGUGACUUUGUUCCUCUGUGCCUUUGCUCUGCUUUUGCUGGUUGUUCAUGGUCGAUGGAGAGAACCAAGGUGCUCCUUGCCCCCGGGUCCCACACCUUGGCCUCUUGUGGGAAACCUUUUCCAGAUGGGAGAACAGAUCCAUUUGUCAUUAACAAACCUGAGGGUUCAGUACGGAGAUGUGUUCCAGAUGAAAAUGGGUUCUCUUGUGGUGGUCGUUUUGAGCGGCUAUUCUACCAUCAAGGAGGCUUUGGUACGUCAAGGAGAGGCGUUUGCUGGACGUCCUGACUUCUUUACCUUCUCUGCUGUUGCUAAUGGCACUAGCAUGACGUUUAGUGAGAAGUAUGGAGAAGCUUGGGUGCUUCACAAAAAGAUCUGCAGAAAUGCCCUGAAGACCUUCUCCCAAGCUGAGUCCAGAGACUCAAGUGCUUCUUGUCUUUUGGAGGAACGUAUCUGUGCAGAGGCCAUGGAUAUGGUGGAGACUCUGAAGGAACAAGGAGAUGAGGUUGGAGAUUUAGGGCUCGACCCGGUUAAGUUGCUAGUGACCUCGGUUGCCAAUGUGGUUUGCACUCUUUGUUUUGGGAAGCGGUACGCCCAUGACGAUAAAGAGUUCCUCACCAUCGUCGACAUCAAUAGCGAAGUGCUGCGCCUCUUUGCUGCGGGGAAUCUGGCAGAUUUUUUUCCCAUCUUCCGUUACCUGCCGAGUCCAUCUCUGCGAAAGCUGGUCCAGUGCAUUCAAAGAAUGAAUAACUUCAUGGAGCGCAACAUCAGUGAACAUCUCAUCACCUUCGACAGGAAUUGUAUCCGGGACAUCACUGAUGCCCUAAUAGCAAUGUGUGAGGACAGGCAGGAGGAAGAAGAAACAGCAAUGCUUAGCAACUCGCAGAUCAUCCACAGUGUCCUUGACAUCUUCGGAGCCGGUUUUGACACGAUCACCACCGGUUUGCAGUGGAGCCUUUUAUAUCUGAUCAAGUUUCCAGACAUCCAGGCCAAAAUCCUUCAGGAGAUAGAAAGCCAGGUUGGUAUGAACAGGUUACCACAGUUUAAAGACAAGCCAAACAUGCCGUACGCAGUAGCUUUCAUAUAUGAAGUGUUUCGUCAUGCAUCCUAUAUGCCUUUCACCAUACCUCACUGCACCACUGAUAACAUAACACUAAAUGGAUACUUCAUUCCCAAAGACACAUGCGUGUUCAUCAACCAAUAUCAAGUCAAUCAUGACGUGGAUAUUUGGGCUGAUGCUGAGGCUUUCCGACCUGAACGUUUCCUCACCGUGUCUGGCCAUUUAAACAAAAACCUGACUGAGAAGGUAAUGAUAUUUGGCAUUGGAAUACGCCGCUGCCUCGGUGACAGCUUUGCCCGUCUGGAGAUGUUUUUGUUCUUAACCACCCUGCUCCAUCAGCUGCACAUAGAGAAUGUUCCGGGGCAGGAGCUUGACCUGAGCUCUACAUUUGCCCUCACCAUGAAGCCCAGGCCCUUCCGAAUAAAAAUCUCAACUCGUAACUAAGCUGUAUUUCAGAUAUUACAUGUACACUAAAUGGACCACGUAUAAAAUGCACCUCAGAACGGUUGCUACAAAGCUAAUAUUGGGCAUCACUGAACUGCUAAGCUAAUUAACCACUACAGUCUUCAUUUCUUAUGUGGUCUGUUCGGCUCAGCUGUUACUUGAAUAUUUGUUGUGUACUCUAAAGCAUGCCCCGUCAUUAUUUCUGAUAAUACAUGAUAGCUAAGCUUCAGUUACUGCUUGUAUUUUUAGCACAGAUAUUUGAAGUAUGAUGGUUUAAGAUGUUAAAGUUGUUUCCGUGACAUUGAAGGUUUAAAGAGGUAUGCCUUUUGAAAAGGUGCUUUCUGUUAAAUGUAAAUAUUAUAAAAUGUAAAUAUUAUAAAAUUACUAUUAAAUGUAUUCUCAAAUUA